AUGUUGUACCGAGCCUUCCAUUCCACGCGACAACUACUCAAACGCAAAGAUCACUAUGAAGCGCUCAAUGUAAAACGACAUGCCGAUAAGAACACCAUCAAGAAGCAAUACUAUCGUCUCUCCAAACAAUACCACCCUGAUUUGAAUCCCAACAAUGCAGCAGCCCAUGCCAAGUUUCUCGAGAUCAAUGAAGCGUAUGCUGUAUUAGGCAACGAAGCAACUAGGCGAGAAUACGAUCGAGAAGCAGAUGAUAGGCCUAUGGCAGCUACUACAACAUCCAACUGGUAUACAUCCACAGCCCAUUUUCGGUCAGGGCCAUCCGCUUCAUGGCAUGGAAGAUCAAGACACCACUCAAAGAAUACAGGAUCUGCAAGCGCACGUGCACAAGCUGAAGGGAUGGGAAAGAAUAACACAUCAUCAUCCUUUUAUCGGGAGCAUUUUACACGAUAUCAAGCUGAAGAAACAAGACGUAGACAUCGAAUGCAACAAGCUGCUAAGCGACGUAGAGAAGCAGGAUUGGAGACUGAACCAGAUGCAGAUGCAUAUCGACAAAUAGAGUCAUGGUGGUCAAGGAUGUGGCGAUUGGCUAUCGUUUUGGGUGGGAUUGGUUAUGCAACACACACAUUGCACAAGAAUAGAGAUAAUAUUCAACACAAGACUUCAUAA
This is a messenger RNA of Lichtheimia ornata, 666 nucleotides long. RefSeq lists its product as uncharacterized. NCBI's taxonomy places the organism in Eukaryota, Fungi, Mucoromycota, Mucoromycetes, Mucorales, Lichtheimiaceae. The transcript has a single exon. Bases 1 to 666 code for a protein of 221 amino acids. The record is from RefSeq and is a predicted model, not a curated record.